AUGGGUCCGCCUGAGCAGGCCACAAAGGACCUCAAAGUUGCAGAUCUUCUCUCACCAGCAACGGGCGGCUGGGAUAAGGACGUUAUCAACCGCAUUCUCCCUCAUGAAGCACCUACAAUCCUAUGCCUUAAGCCUAGCAAAACAGGAGUUCAGGACAUACACUGUUGGAUCAAGACGAAAAAUGGAGAGUACUCCACCAAGACCGGUUACUACUCAGCGCUAAACAAACAAUGGGAGCAACGACCAGCACCACCAAGCCGCCACCUCUGCAACUGGAUGAAAGAUGUCUGGACGGUCCCCCUGUCCCCGAAACUACAAAUCUUCCUAUGGAAUAUAAUGAAUGGAGCCUUACCGCUCGGAGAAAGCUUGGAGAAAAGAGGCCUGCGAGAAAACAUAGCAUGUGUUCACUGUGGAGCUAGAGAAACGGCUACACAUCUCUUCUUACAGUGCCCUUUUGCUAUGAGCGUGUGGAGCUCUGCCCCUAUACACCAGGUGAGUUCAGUCGUCUCAGCACCAGACUUCCCGACUGCGCUCAAGUUAUCAAGGAACCUAUCCAACCUACCCCCCCCCACCGGAAUGAUAAUUGGACCCCUGUUUCCUUGGAUUAUCUGGAGCAUCUGGACAGCACGGAACCUUAAAAUCUUUGAAAACAGAAGCUUCAGCCCUUCAGAGACGCUCACAAAGGCCAUAGCAGACGCCCGAGAAUGGCAAGACGCCCAACAGAUGAUACCCCCUACUCUGCCGCAGCUACAGCAACCAUCACGCCAUCCAUCAGGCCUUAAUACACGAUUUACCAUCUUCACUGAUGCAGCCUGGAGGAAAGAAUCUCUUACGGCUGGGCUAGCAUGGUCAUGCACAGAUAAUCACGGGAAUAUCGUCUUCCAAGGAAGCACACCGGAGCCAUGGGUCGAAUCAGCGCAACUGGCGGAGGGAUUGGCCAUAAGGGAGGCACUGCUACAAGCGCAGGCUCAGGGCCUCAACAACAUCACCAUUAAGUCAGACGCUCAGAUCAUCGUCCGAGCUAUCAACAACCGAGAAUCAAUCAAGGAACUCUUUGGCACUCUUCAUGACAUCCAUAGGUUAUCUUGUGAUCUCGAUGUAGUAUCUUUUAUUUUUAUUCCAAGAACUGAAAACUCCACUGCUGACGCUCUCGCUAAGAGGGCUUUGCUGAACUACUCCUUGAUGUAA
Messenger RNA from Brassica rapa (field mustard), 1188 nucleotides. RefSeq lists its product as uncharacterized. NCBI's taxonomy places the organism in Eukaryota, Viridiplantae, Streptophyta, Magnoliopsida, Brassicales, Brassicaceae. The record is from RefSeq and is a predicted model, not a curated record. Gene Ontology annotation, molecular function: nucleic acid binding; RNA-DNA hybrid ribonuclease activity.